AUGGGGGUAGACUUCUUUUCCUACAGUUUCAAUUUCUGUUUUUUUCUUUUUCAACUUUUUCAAUGUCAAUUUGGGUGUUCAUUUAUUAAAUGUUACAUUUUUUCUUCAUUUCUCUUUUUGCUUUUAUUUUACUUUUUUCUCGUUUUCUUUUUUUUUCUGUCUGUCUUCUCUUUUGCACUCUAUUGUUCACUUGACUCUCCAUUUUUCACUCUCUUUUCUCUUUCUAUAUUUAUCUUCUCUCUCUCUCCAUUUUUCACUCUCUUUUCUCUUUCUAUAUCUAUCUUCUCUCUCUCUCUCCAUUUUUCACUCUUUUCUCUUUCUAUAUUUAUCUUCUCUCUCUCUCUCCAUUUUUCCCUCUUUUUUCUUUCUUAUUUAUCUCUUCUCUCUCUCCAUUUUUCACUCUCUUUUCUCUUUCUAUAUUUAUCUUCUCUCUCUCUCUCAUUUUUCACUCUCUUUUCUCUUUCUAUAUCUCUCUCUCUCUCUCUCUCCAUUUUUCACUCUUUUCUCUUUCUAUAUUUAUCUUCUCUCUCUCUCUCCAUUUUUCACUCUCUUUUCUCUUUCUAUAUUUAUCUUCUCUAUCACUCUUUUUACAUUAAUUUUUUUCUAUCUUCUAUCCUUUUUUAUCUUUUUGUCUAUCUCUUUCUCUCCAUUUUUUCUCUUUUUUCUCCCCUCUCCAUAUUUAUCUUCUCUUUUUUCCUCUCCAUUUUCUCUCUUUUCUCUUUCUAUAUUUAUCUUCUCUAUCACUCUUUUUACAUUAAUUUUUUUCUAUCUUCUAUCCUUUUGUUUCUUUUUGUCUAUCUCUUUUCCCCUCUCCAUUUGUCUCUCUCUCUUUUUUCCCCUCUCCAUUCGUCUCUCUCUCUUUUUUCCCCUCUCCAUUCGUCUCUCUCUCUCUUUUUUCCCAUCUCCAUUCGUCUCUCUCUCUCUCUCUUUUUUCCCCAUCUCCAUUCGUCUCUCUCUCUCUCUCUCUUUUUUCCCAUCUCCAUUCGUCUCUUUUUCUCUCUCUGA
This is a messenger RNA of Acanthosepion pharaonis, 1005 nucleotides long. Lineage: Eukaryota; Metazoa; Mollusca; Cephalopoda; Sepiida; Sepiidae. The record is from the annotation of a GenBank genome assembly.